Molecule: messenger RNA, 1995 nt
Organism: Gasterosteus aculeatus aculeatus (three-spined stickleback)
Lineage: Eukaryota; Metazoa; Chordata; Actinopteri; Perciformes; Gasterosteidae
Source: RefSeq, a predicted model, not a curated record
GGCGGGGUUUGGUGACGUUGCAGGACGCGGGGAGGACCCUCACCGACACACGAUUUCGACACGAAAAACACCCUCCGGAGAGCAGCGACGCGCAGCUGACUUGUCCCCCACCCGAAGACACAUCGCGAUCAGUAGAGGCACAAACAUGAUUGGGAAGAUUCUUUCUCAUCUGCUCUGGAACGCCGAGGACGACUUUGGGGCAACGACAGACACCAAUGUGGAGCUGAUGGAGUUUGAGGAGGGAGGCUGGGUCAUCGUCGUCCCAGCUUCUACCGGGAUGAAAACGGAUGUGUUUGAGCUGGGACGCGUCGCUCGCACGGCGGGCGGGCUGCUGAUGACCGAGCACCCCAGCACGUCUGUCUACCAGAUGAGACGCGGGACGCAGGAAGAACAAGUCCCUCCGAGGGGCGCGUCCAGGCCGGCGGCGGUGAGACGGCGUCUGGCGGCCUGGGGCGUCCCGCUACCCUGCGGCGCCCAGCGGCUGGCGGUCCAGAGGGCGAGGACCCGGGCGGAGCGGAAGCAGCUGAGCCGCGCGGCCCUCCACAGGCAGAACCUGGCCGGCAUGCGGUCGUCCCCGGGAGGGAGACGCCGCGGCUCCUACGAGCGUCUCCGCAGCCGCUGAAACCGGAGCGAGACGAGCGCUUUGACUCUCGGCUCACAUGCGCGUCCAGCGGCGGCUUGUGAACAUGAAACCAUAUUAUAUUCUGUAUUUGUCGGGUCAGUAACAAGUUGACACUGGUACAAAAAUAUGAAACAUUUCAAACUAUUCUCCAAACGGAUGGAUCCAUUAGGUUGGAUAAACGCAGGCCGCGCAUGUUAGAUGUGGCGAGUAUUAUAACGGUCAGUCAGCAGGAUUCAGGCUGUGUGAGAAACUGCUUAAGGAAUAAUUAGAAAAGAACGCAUUUGGUCCAUUUCCCCCACAAGCAGGUUGGUUCUCAUUUUAUUCAUUUGACACAUUGUUAAUUGAGUGCUAAUACAGUUUUUCUAUUUGGUGUUAUUAUAAAAUGUCAAAGAUGAUAAACAUGUUUUCUUAAGGUGGAAUGAGUGAAACGUGGCCCCGCGCACAGUUGUAGUACAAGUACACGUCUUUCAGGCGGCGUUCCCUCGUGUCCGGAGGCCGCGUACCUUUCCCAUGAACCUCUUCACUUGCUCCGGGUCGACGGCGGCGGCCCAGCGGCCUCCCUCCUUGAAAUGAGAGCCGAUGAUCAUCCCGCUCGCAUGGAGGUAGCGCUCCACGUUGUCGUAGGUCACUCCUGAGCCAAUCAGCACCGGGAUGCUCACACGCUGGGAAACAUCUGCAGAAACAUAAAAACCGCUGAGACGAAGCAGCUGCUGCACUCACUCUACGGCCUCACAAUCAGGACACAUCCAAGGCUUAUGUCAAAAUAGAGGCGGUCAGGCUUUGUUAGUGCUCAGAACUUGUCAAUCUGAGCUGCAACUUUGUAAUGAAGACAUAAAAGCGGCUCCUCCCCCGCGCUGGCGUGCUGGUGGUUUUACUCGCCGUUUUGGUCUUGGAUCAGGAGGAGUGAGCGUAAGGAGACUGAUGCUUCCCACGUCUCCAUCCCACAUACGUGAACUAACGCAGAGUAAGAGCAAUGUGUCACUGAAGCUUCCUACUUGGGGUCGGAGGGGAUUUAGGAAAAGUAAGAAAGGUGCAGGUUGAUAAAGAAACUGAAAUGUGGGCUGGAAGUGACGUCCUUUCCGACAGCAAAUGAACCUUAAAGAGCUCAUUAAAAUGUUCGUUAUGAACAUGAGAUGCCGGGGAGCUCUAAUCAGAUCAUAGUAGAACAGCGUAAGCAGCCAGAUGUUAUCCAGAGCACGGCCCUCAGUUUGUGCAGAGGAGACAGAAGCACCUUUCUAAAUCUAUCCGUUUCCUUAAGGCUUCUUUUUUUACUUGAUGGAAAGAAAAUGAAUCAGAAGUAAACCAAAAAUAUCUUUGAGCCAUUGUACAAAAGAAAAUGCUAAUUGGGGGAAAUAAAUCCUGUUUAUAUAAAA